Stylonychia lemnae is the source of this 312-nucleotide messenger RNA. Lineage: Eukaryota; Ciliophora; Spirotrichea; Sporadotrichida; Oxytrichidae. The record is from the annotation of a GenBank genome assembly.
AUGAGAGUAAAUUAAGAUAUUAUUGCAGUUAAUGCUGAUAAUUAUUUAAUGGUAAUUGAUGUAAAAAAGAGAAUAUUACUCAAUAAAUGUGCCCUUUAAAACUACUCAUGCAUAUAUCCCUUGAAAGAAUACCACUAUGAAUGGAAUCCAUUUGCCAUUAUAAAAGACAGCGAUUGCCUUGCCUCAAUCUUAUGGAAAAGAUCAAUACAAAAAGGCAGACAUUAUUUGCUUAAGAGAAAACUUGAACCCUAUUUUACCAUCCAUUAGUUGGAUACAAUGCUUUUGUAACAUAAUUGUGGUAUCAACCAUUGA